CUUCGAUUACCAGAUCAAUUUGCAUUUAUGCUAUACGGGGUAAUGGAAGAGGUUUUAAUUCUGCAUCACUUCGUAUAGUUAAACUGAGGAUUAGAACACAGAAUUGAAAUCAAAUCGAAACGUGAAUGUUACAGGGGAACAGACCAUGGAAGGAGACCAGAUACUUGCGUUGACUGUUCUGAUGUUUAUUACUAGUGGAGACUUCAGCAUUGUCAAUUAUAUGACACAAGCUCAGCCUUAUGCUGGUUGCGAGUGUAGCUGUGAUUACCCAAACUUCACAGCUAGUAACGCAGCCGAGAGCAAGCACAGAGCUGAAGUGGAUGCCCAGAAAAUUGAAAGAGACCUGGCAGUUGAUACGACGAAACUAUCAAUUGAACAUUGGAAGAAGGCAAGCGUCCCUGACAACAGGCCGACUGCUAAAGGAAUCGGCUGCGUUGGAGUUGUUACCCUUGUUUGUGUGUGUUUGGUGAUUGUCAUCUCAGACCUACCACGUUUUGCUAAGAUGUUGAGUUUCUCCUGGAAAGCUUUAUUCAAAUUAAAACAUUCUUAACGAG
Biomphalaria glabrata is the source of this 554-nucleotide messenger RNA. RefSeq lists its product as uncharacterized. NCBI's taxonomy places the organism in Eukaryota, Metazoa, Mollusca, Gastropoda, Planorbidae. The coding region runs from base 146 to 550 and encodes 134 amino acids. The transcript has 6 exons. The record is from RefSeq and is a predicted model, not a curated record.